Molecule: messenger RNA, 510 nt
Organism: Nannizzia gypsea CBS 118893
Lineage: Eukaryota; Fungi; Ascomycota; Eurotiomycetes; Onygenales; Arthrodermataceae
Product: integral membrane protein
Exons: 5
Coding region: 1-510 (169 amino acids)
Cellular component (GO): membrane
Source: RefSeq, a predicted model, not a curated record
AUGCCCGCCGCCUCUCGUAUCGCCGCGCCCAUCUUCAGGUUCGGAGAGAUAGUCUUCGGCGCUGUUGUUGCAGGCAUUAUCGGCUCAUACCUGCACUCCAUCAGCCGCAGUGCCAUCCGCGGAUUCCCCGAGGGCCGCUGGAUCUAUACCGAGGUCAUCGCCGGUGUUUCCAUCCUGCUAGGCCUGCUCUGGUUUAUCCCAACUUCCUUUUCCUUCAUGGCAUGGCCUAUGGACUUUAUCCUCUCGAUGGCCUGGUUUGUCUCGUUCGGCUUGCAGGUCAACUCACUCGGUUCUCGGAACUGCGGUAGUGCCUUCAAUUGGACGGGUUUCACCAGCAAUAACCCAUGCGGCCGAUGGAGGGCUGCUGAGGCAUUCAGCUUCCUCUCUGCUUGCUUCUGGCUAGUCACUUUUCUCAUUGGCGUCUGGUUCACUUUCCGCAAGCGAAAUGAUGCCGUUGCCGGCGAUGGAGCUAAUGGUAAUCGUAAGUGGUACCGUCGCCAUGCUGUCUAA